Messenger RNA from Penicillium odoratum, 780 nucleotides. RefSeq lists its product as uncharacterized. Bases 1 to 780 code for a protein of 259 amino acids. NCBI's taxonomy places the organism in Eukaryota, Fungi, Ascomycota, Eurotiomycetes, Eurotiales, Aspergillaceae. The transcript has a single exon. The record is from RefSeq and is a predicted model, not a curated record.
AUGUGUAUUACAUGGACUCGGAAGUACACGCUAUGUGGCUGCAUCUUGGUCGAAGAAGAUAUUCUCUGUGAAGCGGACCAAAUAUGCUUCGGCCGACGGAUGGUUAUCAUCCACUCACAUCUACAGACGUGCAAGGAAUGCUGGAAGAGUGGAGACAAGAGAGUUAACGAGACUGUUGCCAAGGUGUUCAUCUAUGCCGAGACAAAAAACCAACAGGAACGCAAAGGAGAUUCUAGCCAAGACAACGGGGUUAAUGAUGAGACUCCAUCAUGCAACAGUGAGCGAGAGAAUACACACGAUCUCGCCUCUAGCGUCAUCGGACACUCCAGGGAAACAUACAAAGAAGAAAGCAGCGACAAAAAAGAAGCACCUGAGAUAUCUAUAAUAUGCGCUUGCAAAGUAGCCCCAAUACAUCCAAGCCAACCCUACAAUGAAGACGAAGAAGGCCAAGUGCCAGAUAUGGAAGACUGCACUGAAGGUGACAUUAGACUCACAAAUCCAUCCCGGCCACAAACACCCAUGAUCGAUUACGAUCUAGACCCGGACAAUCUUCCCUGGUAUCUUCUGCAUUAUGAAUACUACUGUGAGACAUCCAGGACUUGCGACCCAGUGAAGCUUUCGUCUAUGUGGAAAGAUUAUCGGACGACGCGGGAGAAGAGUAACUGGGUUUAUCUCGAACCUGAGAUAUCGAAUGGGGAGUAUGAAUGUGAUGGCGGAUAUUACGAGGAUCGCGAAGAUAGAUCACCCUGGUGGUGGUGGAAAAGGGAUAGUGAUUAUUAG